Molecule: messenger RNA, 2043 nt
Organism: Oncorhynchus gorbuscha (pink salmon)
Lineage: Eukaryota; Metazoa; Chordata; Actinopteri; Salmoniformes; Salmonidae
Product: acidic leucine-rich nuclear phosphoprotein 32 family member B-like
Exons: 7
Coding region: 317-1333 (338 amino acids)
Biological process (GO): regulation of apoptotic process
Cellular component (GO): nucleus
Molecular function (GO): histone binding
Source: RefSeq, a predicted model, not a curated record
GAAUUGAGUGCGUGCGCGUCCACGCGAAGAGGGGUGGAGAAUUCUGGCAAGGGGUGCUUUUCGGCACAACACCGGAAUGUUUUUAUAGUUUCUUAUUUAAUACCCCGUCCAGCUGUUCGCGGUAAUGCACCGUUAACUUUGGAUGCCAACCGCGGUUAAACCUUAAACCCCAUUGAAGAAGAAGUAGAACGCUCCAGCCCAAGUUACACCACCCCAUUCCCGAAAAUGGAUCGCUCCUACAGACAGUGAGUCACGUGGCCUGCUAUAUAAACCAGGCAGGCAAGCAGCCAGCUAUACUGCUCGAUUGAACGUAACAAUGGGUAAAAUGAGUGACCUAAGGGACUUUGAGCGUGGUAUGAUCGUAGGUGCCAGGCGCGCCGGAUCAAGUGUCUCAGAAACGGCCGCCCUCCUGGGCUUUUCACGCACGACAGUUUCUAGAGUUUACCGAGAAUGGUGUGACAAACAAAAAACAUCCAGUCAGCGGCAGUCGUGUGGGCGAAAACAACUAGUUGAUGAGAGAGGUAGAAUGAGAAUGGAAAGAAUCGUGAAAGCUAACAGGCGGGCCACAAACAGACAAAUAACAGCGCAGUACAACAGUGGUGCGCAGAACGGCAUCUCGGAACGCACAACUCGGCGAUCCUUGUCACGGAUGGGCUACAGCAGCAGACGACCACGUCGUGCAAACGAGGAGUGGAAAAACAUCGCCUGUGUAGAUACGGUACGGGAACUUGUCCUUGACAACUGUAGCUCAAAUGAAGGAAAAAUUGAAGGCCUUACAGCAGAAUUUGUCAGUCUGGAAUUCCUCAGUUUGAUAAAUGUUGGUUUAAUCUCUGCCUCCAACCUUCCCAAACUUGAGAAACUCAAGAAGUUGGAACUCAGUGACAACAGAAUCUCUGGUGGCCUUGACGUGUUAGCAGAGAAACUCCCCAACCUCACACAUCUAAAUCUAAGCGGGAACCAACUGAAAGACAUCAGGACAUUGGAACCUUUGAAAAAGCUGGAUGGCCUGAAGUCUCUAGACUUGUUCAACUGUGAGGUGACCAACCUGAACGACUACAGGGAGAGUGUGUUCAAGCUGCUCCCUCAGCUCACCUACCUGGAUGGGUACGACGUGAAGGACCGAGAGGCAUCCGACUCGGACGGAGAGGUGGCCGGUGACGACGAUGAGGAAGGGAAUGGGGAUGGAAAGGAGGAACACUUUGACAAGGACUGUGAUGAAGAGGGAGUAGUAGGAGAGGAGGAGGAGGAGGAAGACCUCGGCAUUGAUUAUGAAGUUGACGAUGUCAAGGCUGUCCAAGGAGAGAAGAGAAAGCGAGAGCCUGAUGACGAUUAAGAGCAAAAAACGAAAGCAUAGUGUUACCAACUCCUUCCCUCUCCAAUAGUUGUUACAUAGAAUGAGCCUUGACUAGAAUACAGUAUAUACAUAUGAAGUGGGUAAAACAGUAUGUAAACAUUAUUAAAACGGCAGAAGUCUCUAAGGUGCAGGGUUGAGUAUCGGGUGGUAGCCGGCUAGUUACAGUGACUAAGUUCAGGGCAGGGUACUGGACGGAGGCCGGCUCGUGGUGACUGAGUAACAGUCUGAUGGUCUGGAGAUGGAAUUUGUUUUUCAGUCUCUCGUUCCCAGCACUGUCUUCGCCUUCUAGAUGGUAGCGGGUUGAACAGGCCGUGGCUCGGGUCCCUGAUGAUCUUCUUGGCCUGUGACACUGGGUGCUGUAAAUGUCCUGGAGGGUAGACCGUGUGCCCCCUGGUGAUGCGUUGGGCUAACCUCAUCACCCUCUGGAGAGCCUUGCGGUUGCGAACUGUGCAAUUGCCGUACCAGGCGGUGAUCCAGUCGGACAGGAUGCUCUCAAUGGUGCAUCUGUAGAAGAUUGAGGGUAUUAGGGGUCAAACCAAAUUUCUUCAGCCUUGUCAUGUUUUUUUUUCAUACUGAAUGCAGCCCUGGUUUGAUUUAAGUCAAAACGAUGUAAAUACCUGAAUGUUUGUUUAGCAACGAACAACGGGUGUUUCUACAAGUAUUUCAUUUUCAAUAAAUCUGCAAACAUU